CCUUGAGCUAUGGCGUGCCGUUUGUAUCAAUAUGAGUUGUUGACAAUCAUAGAGUGUGCGCAUGUGUGUUUUGUGUGCGCAUGCGCAAGCAUGAUUAAGCACAUGUGGUGACAAGCAUCUACCUCUCUUCUUUGCCUUGAGAGCAGUGUGCUAUCUACCUCUCUUCUUUGCCUUGAGCAGUGUGCUAUAUAGAUCUAGUAUCAGUAAUGGCGCGAGAGUUAGAGAGAAAAAUCGAAAUUGUAGAAGAAGAGUUUAAGAGAGGAGAACUCACUGAAUUUGGGUAUAGAAAACGAAAAAUUGCACUUUCCAAAGAAGUCCUUACUAAGGAACUAGAAGAAGGUGAAAUUACGGAAGAGGGAUUCAGAAGGAAGGUUGCUCGCUUGGACCAACAGAGUAAUCCUGGACCCUCAAAAAGUGCUGAAGAUAUCGGAAAAGAGUUGAGUAAUGUCAAUCCCAGCAUAAAGAGCAAAAUUAGUGAAUUGUUUAACAAAAAGGGCCCCAAGAAAGCCAGGGUUCCUGUAGUGACCCCAGAGGUUAAGGCUGGAGUUAGAAAGUUCCAUCGCAAACAAGUCACAGCUGUUUGUGUGGACCAAAACACAUUUGCGGUUCCCAAUCAAAAAUUAAGAGACUGUCUGGUAAAGGAAGGAAAAAUAAAAGAAUUUUAUAUCGGAAAAAAUGAAAACGAUUCUGAAGUUAUGGAAAAGUUGUCUCUUAUGUUUCCCAAAUAUUUACUCGAAUAUUUGAAGGUAACUGGCUCUAAGGAUUUGAUACCUGCUGAUUUGUCUCAGUGUGGGUGUGUAUUGGACAUUGUCGAUGGCGCCAAUCUCUAUGUUAGAGGUGAAUUGAAAGAGAAAAAUGUAAAGAAUACUGGAGGAACACAUAUAAUAAACUCGAUUAUUGUUGGGAAUACUACCAGUAGCCAAGUCAGGGUCUCACAUGAGCAGCCAAGAGUCUUGGCACAAGUAAUCAAAGCACCCCAACACUUUGAUACAGAUGUUCUUGUUGAAGAGCUACAUGAUGAUGAGCUGUUCCAUUUCUUUAGAGAGCAUUCUAACAGUUAUCAAUCUGCAGAGAGGGCACCAGUGGACGAAGAUCUCUUAGAGCAAGUUAUUAAAAAAAGAAAAACUUUGCUGUACAAGGACUCGGAAGUGAGGCAGUGGCUUCGAUGGCGACAGGCUGGUGAUGAAACUGAAUUGGAAUCUAUCAUUGAACAUAGAGAUUAUGUUGAAGUCUCUACAAAACAGAUGGAUGAGUUCUAUGGCUUUAAAAAAACACGUUUCUCUCCAGGCACUCUAGAACUACCGUGCUGCAAAUUGCUUGAAUAUUACAUCAAUCAUCAAAAAAAUAAAUUUCCUGUUUUAAAGAAGUAUGGUGAAGAUUAUGUAGUGAUGACCACUGAUAAUGUAGAUGCAUUGUGUGCCUGGAUUGUUGAACUUCGAAGUAACCCAAACUAUGUCUUUAAAUAAAUACUGAUGUCCGUUAUUAAUUUUUGGGUGUUCAUUAUUCUGAGCAUCGAUGGUGCUGUAUCUAUAACAAUUCUUUGUACGCAAUCACAUUAUAAUUAGUCAAAAUUAAUAAUUAUAUAAAAAUUAAUGCCAUAA
Messenger RNA from Halichondria panicea, 1601 nucleotides. RefSeq lists its product as uncharacterized. NCBI's taxonomy places the organism in Eukaryota, Metazoa, Porifera, Demospongiae, Suberitida, Halichondriidae. The record is from RefSeq and is a predicted model, not a curated record. Bases 207 to 1466 code for a protein of 419 amino acids. The transcript is spliced from 5 exons.